Diatraea saccharalis (sugarcane borer) is the source of this 1524-nucleotide messenger RNA. The record is from the annotation of a GenBank genome assembly. NCBI's taxonomy places the organism in Eukaryota, Metazoa, Arthropoda, Insecta, Lepidoptera, Crambidae.
GCCUACCAGCGAGUGUUUGUUGUGAGGUUAGGAUUUUUCGAAACGAAAGGUUUUUAAUUACAUUUUAUUAAAGGAACCUUAGCAUCUACAAUGAGUUACUCUAAAUUCGAUCUAACUUUUAAAAUUGGCCAAUAUUUAGACCGUCACCUUGUUUUUCCAUUAUUGGAGUUUUUAGCUGCAAAAGAGACAUAUGAUCAGUCAGAACUUUUACAAGCAAAACUGGAAAUCUUGAGUAAAACUAACAUGAUAGAUUAUGUUAUCGAUAUCAGAGGAAUGCUCUAUCCUGAUGAAGACACGCCUGAAGAAAUUAAGUCACGUAGAGGUGUAGUACUUUCUCAACUACAAAUACUUCAAGAUGCAGUUGAACCAGUACUAAGGCUUAUGCAGAGAGAUGAUGUUAUGAAAACAGUAGAGACAAUGAGAGAUCCCAAAACCUUAAUUAACUAUUUAACAACUAACAAGGAGUUUGAGUUCAAAAUAGAAAUGAUUGAUAGCAUGUACCGACUUGCUAAAUAUCGAUAUGAGUGUGGAAACUAUGUGGAAUCAGCAUCAUAUCUAUACUUCUGCCAACUUGUCAUGUCCCCCACAGAUAAGAAUUAUCUUUCCGUUCUAUGGGGUAAACUGGCGAGUGAAAUCUUAGUACAAAAUUGGGAUGCUGCUCUUGAUGAUCUAACCAAAUUAAGAGAAUUUAUUGAUAAUGGUGCGGGCGGUGCAACCGCUAAUAACAUGCAAGCACUUCAACAAAGGACAUGGCUUAUACACUGGUCACUCUUUGUAUUUUUCAACCAUGUUAAAGGACGCGAUCUUAUAAUUGAAAUGUUCUUGUACAAACCACUAUACUUGAAUGCUAUUCAAACUAUGUGCCCUCACAUUCUUCGUUACUUAGCUACUGCCGUCAUCAUAAAUAGGUCGAGACGGAAUGCUCUUAAAGACCUUGUAAAAGUUAUACAGCAAGAAGCUUACACAUACAGGGAUCCUAUCACUGAAUUCAUUGAGCAUCUGUAUGUGAAUUUCGAUUUUGAGGCAGCACGUAGAAAACUUAACCAGUGCCAGGCUGUGUUGUCAACAGAUUUCUUUUUGAUUGCUUGUCUGGAAGAAUUUGUUGAAAAUGCUCGUCUGAUGAUAUUUGAAACCUUCUGUCGUAUUCACCAAGUAAUAAGUAUUGGUAUGUUAGCAGAAAACUUGAACAUGCAGCCUGAUGAAGCAGAAUGUUGGAUAGUUAACCUCAUCCGCAAUGCACGACUUGAUGCUAAGAUUGAUUCAAAGUUGGGUCAUGUAGUGAUGGGGGCACAACCAUUAUCUCCAUACCAACAACUUGUGGAAAGAAUAGAUUCCUUAGCUGUGCGGUCUGAAGCCCUUACUUCUCUGGUGGAACGGAAACAGAAAACUCGAAAUCAAGAUAUCCGUUGGGGAGCACAAGAAUUCUGAAUUUAAUAAACAAUCUUAGUUUUCCCUUUUAUAAGAAACAAAUUUUGUACAUGAUGCAACCAUAUUAUGUAUUAAUAAAUAUUAUUUCUCAAUUAC